Geodia barretti is the source of this 894-nucleotide messenger RNA. Lineage: Eukaryota; Metazoa; Porifera; Demospongiae; Tetractinellida; Geodiidae. The record is from the annotation of a GenBank genome assembly.
GGGCAGGCCUUUAUAAAAAGCUAUGUUUUUGGAGCUGGUAUACACAUAUGCACAUGGAAAUAUUUAUGUCAAUGUAAGGUCCAUUUCAGUUCACCAGCUGAGUUAUGUGCAUGAUUGUUUGUCAAAGCCACCGCCCACAGGAGAUUAAUCAUUUCUUGGCAACAACCCUAUAGUAUGGAACAUACCUACUGCGAAGGGAUGUGGGGCCUCUUCCUACAUUCUACAUAGCUUCAUGUCACUCUUUGUUAUUAGCUACUUCUGCUCCUACAGAACACUGUGAGGGUACUGGGCCUGGAAUGCCAGAGAGUUUCCGAUGUUCACGAAGUCACAAGAAUCAUCUGUGCAUGCAACAAGCGACGUACUACUGCAGAGACUGACAUCAACAAACGCAGCAGUCGCUCACAUGCUGUGCUCUGUCUCAACAUUGAGACUAGAACAAAUGACACUGCAAAAGUUGCAUCACUGAACCUAGUGGACCUAGCAGGCUCUGAGAGCCUGGAUAAGACUGGGACAGUGGAGAAGGUGAGGAUGGAGGAGGCCAAAUACAAUAACAAAAGCCUCCUCACCCUCACCCAAGUGAUUGCCAGGCUCUCCAGGGGCAAGCCCAGUCUCCACAUCCCAUACCGGGACUCAAAGCUCACCCACAUUCUAAAGAAAUCCUUGGGAGGAAACGCAAAGACAGCUAUUAUCUGCACCAUUACACCUGCAGAACACAAUGAAACAGAACUAACCCUUAAAUUUGCACUAUCAGUGAAGAAGGUAAAGAACAGGCCAGUAGUGAAUCACCUCUUUGACAACAGUGAAGAAAGACUUAGGAAGAAGGUGAAAGAUCUAGAGGAAAAACUAAGACAUACUGAGAGAGAGAUGGAGAGGAAGGAGAGGCAGAUGGAGAGG